UGGGCAGAUGCCUUUGUUUUCAUCAACCUGGCACCACCCUGGGGGAGUGAGGAGCUUCUCUCACACCAGGACCAGUGCCAGGCCAGCGCCAGUGUUUUCUUAAAACACCGAGAAGAGCCCUCAGGUAACUUCCGAGUCUGCAGACAGGAGGAGAAGAUGAAGGAAGAUUGUCCACCCAGUUCUCACGUGCCCAUCAGCGACAGCAAGUCCAUCCUGAAGUCAGAGCUCUUAAGCCUGCUGAAAACCUACAAUUGCUACCACGAGGGCAGAAGCUUUCAGCUGAGACACAGAGAGGAAGAAGGAGCUCUGAUCGUCGAGGGGCUCCUCAGCAUCUCCUGGGGCCUGAGGCGGCCCAUCCGGCUCCAGAUACAGGACGACAGGGAGCGCGUGCCCCUCUCCUCGGCCUCCUGGACCCCCGGACACCCGCAGGAGCCGCCUCUUCAGGAUGGCAGACUCACUGCCCAGGAACCAAGCGCUCAGGCUGGGCCCAGGGAGGAGAGUUCCAGAGAUAGCACAGAGCCCAUGGAGGAGGACGAGGAGACCCCGCAGCUGAUGCGGACCAAGAGCGAUGCAUCCUGCGUGAUCCAGAGGCGGCCCAGGUGCCGCGCACCUGGUGAGGCCCAGAGGAUCCGGCGACAUCGGUUCUCCAUCAACGGGCACUUUUACAACCACAAGACCUCCGUGUUCACUCCCGCCUAUGGGUCCAUGACCAACGUGAGAGUGAACAGCGCCAUGACCACCCUGCAGGUGCUCACCCUGCUGCUGAACAAGUUCCGAGUGGAAAAUGGUCCCAGUGAGUUUGCACUCUACAUUGUUCACGAGUCUGGGGAGCGGACAAAAUUAAAAGACUGUGAGUACCCACUGAUUUCCAGAAUCCUGCACGGGCCCUGUGAGAAGAUCGCCAGGAUAUUCCUGAUGGAAGCUGACUUGGGCGAGGAAGUCCCCCACGAUGUCGCUCAGUACAUUAAGUUUGAAAUGCCGGUGCUGGACAGUUUUGUUGAAAAAUUAAAAGAAGAGGAGGAAAGAGAAAUAAUCAAACUGACCAUGAAGUUCCAAGCCCUGCGUCUGACAAUGCUACAGCGCCUGGAGCAGCUGGUGGAGGCCAAGUAGCCCACAAGCAACUGCCUCUUCUGAAGCCCCCAGCAGCCAGCACACACUAAGUGCUGGUGGCCAAGCCCUGACUGGCCACACCAGCUGCAGAAUCCAGCACCCGUACUUCUGCCUGUCCACCUACCUAGGUAGCAUGAGCCCCAUGUCCCUGGCUCUUGGCUCCAAGGUGAGCACUCACGAGACCCAGACCUAAGCCUGAGGAGCCAGGAACUUUCUGGGUGGGGUCUGCAUGUGAGACUGGCCUGGGCCGAGAGCAGCCCUGAAACUGUGAUAUUGGCUACAUUAUGUAGCUGGAUGGCAUGGCCAGUCCUGUUCACUCCACACCUCUCCGGCUCAGGAGAGCAGAACAUGACCUUGCUUCUGGGGUGUGGGCUCCAUCUGCUCCCCCAGUGCCCAGCCCAGAGCUACUGCAGAACGGCAAGCCCUUAACCUCAUCAAACAUGUGACCCACUAGACCCCCAUCUGCCCUCACCUCAUGCUGCCAUUCAGAAUCUCUGCUAGGAAAAGCAAGGGCUGCCAGUGGCUAUGGGACAUGUGAUGCUCCCAGCCAUCACUUCACAAUGGCAUCCCUGGCCCUCAAUGAUGUCACUCCACGAGCAUCACAUAGCCCAGCGCCCUGGCGGCAGAGGUCAGACCAGGAAUAAGACCACCAGCAGCCCAUCGUCUCUCUGCAGCACUUGCUCUGAACUUCCCCAGCAAGACCUGAAGGGAGUCUUAUAAGGAGCUCUCUGCAAGAAGCGUGUCAAUUUGAUCACACUGACACAUGUGGCAUUGAAAGGUUGCUGCUGGGGUGGGUGAGAGUCCAGGAGCUGUCCAGGGACUGCCAGCAGUGGCUUGAGAAGGCCAUGCUUUGCCCCAUCGCUGCUCUCCUCAGACACCUGUGUGCCUCCUGCCCUCUGUGGGUGUGCUUUCCUCCCCUCUCAAUACUUCCCAUCAACGGGCUGCCAUGGGGGAAAACAUCUGCUUGAGGAGAAAGGGUUUUGAAUUCCCUGGGGCCAGAUACAGAACAGUUUGGGUUCGUCAGCUGAUGAAAAAUUUCUGGAAUGAACAAGAAGGCUUUUGCAAAAAUUAUGCAACAGUUGACUUCAGUCAUAUGAGGUGUUUGUCCAAAACAGAGCAAACUGGAGACCAAAUUCUCCCACUGGGGCCCAUGGAUAGUGGAUUUAAAGGGAAAAACUAUCAAGUCUCCCAAAUAUAGGCAUUCAAAGUGAGGGAGAUUCCAUCGCUGCCUUGUGCAGCGGCUCUUCACCGGUGCCCAUAAACAACAGAGUUUGGGAGCAGCCAUGCCAUUUGACCCCCCGUUCAGGGUGAACGUCACACCAGAAUUGCCCUGACCUAGAGCCGUCUUCACAGAGGCAGGUGCAGAGAUGUCCAGGGGAGGUCCACCAUAGUUUCUGUUGUCUCUGUUCUCCUUUGGCAGCAUAGUUGCCUAGGUACUCAAUAAAGGUGUACUGCAUUGAACUGAAGGAGUUAGGUCCAAGCUUUUUUAUUCUGCUUAUGGGUGUCCACCCUGACCCUCUGCUCUAACCUCUGAAACUCUUGUCCUACGGUUUAUGUGGCCAAGUUUGGCAGAAGAGUCAAAGCUGAGCCACAGCCCGCUGCUCUUGACACGUACAUGACUCCUUCCUUUCCAUGCAUAUCCUUGGGAUUGGUGUGGGGCCUGAGGACAGAGGCAGCUACAGGGUACAGAGGAGGAGUCAUUGGUGGGGGUCUGUGGGCAGCCUGGACAAUAAGCGAUAG
Molecule: messenger RNA, 2850 nt
Organism: Hippopotamus amphibius kiboko
Lineage: Eukaryota; Metazoa; Chordata; Mammalia; Artiodactyla; Hippopotamidae
Gene: RASSF4
Product: Ras association domain family member 4
Exons: 11
Coding region: 157-1110 (317 amino acids)
Biological process (GO): signal transduction
Source: RefSeq, a predicted model, not a curated record